AUGCCCCCGCCCGGCCAGGAGCAGGGCGAGGCCAUCGAGCAGCUGCGGUGCCGGGCGGAGGCGGCGUCCGGCGCGAGCCCGGACACAGGCACGGACCAGGCUGCCGACGCCUGGGCCGGCGAGGCCCUGGCGGCCGCGCAGGAGGCCGUGAACGCCCUGCGCGAGGAGGUGCUGGCCCUCCGCGCGGAGGACAUGCUGGCCUUGCAGGAGGCCAUCGCCGGCCUCUCGGAGGAGAUGUCUAAGGCGCUGCAGAACGACCGCGGCAGCACGGGCGCCGCAGGCGGCGACGACCAAGGCGCGCUGCUCGAGAGGCUGCAGUCCCUGGAGGCGGCGUGCACGGAGAUGGCGGGCCUCUCCCAGCAGCACCACGACCUGCUGCACGAGGUGAAGAGCAGCUCCGACCAGGCGCACAUGGACCUUGGCCGCCUUGCCGCGGAGGUCGAGGACCGUCUGCUGCGGGACGCUAAGGCCUCGGAGGCGGGCCGCCGCU
Prorocentrum cordatum is the source of this 490-nucleotide messenger RNA. The record is from the annotation of a GenBank genome assembly. Lineage: Eukaryota; Dinophyceae; Prorocentrales; Prorocentraceae.